Messenger RNA from Microdochium trichocladiopsis, 799 nucleotides. RefSeq lists its product as uncharacterized. The record is from RefSeq and is a predicted model, not a curated record. NCBI's taxonomy places the organism in Eukaryota, Fungi, Ascomycota, Sordariomycetes, Xylariales, Microdochiaceae. The transcript has a single exon. Bases 276 to 743 code for a protein of 155 amino acids.
UGACCAUAGUUCAUGAAAAGGGGAUGCCAUUUCGCAACCAUGCUUGAAUCACCAAACAGCAGCCAAGACCAGUAGCGCUAGACUUAGGGCAGAAAAGAAUGGGGGCCUGCGUCCAAUAAUGGUCGGCUAGAUAUCGCUGGUUGCUAUUGCAGAUUGAGUUGACUGAUGUCCCGAUGCAGCACCCCUGCCACGCUUCCCCGGGCCGAUCUGCGUUUACGUACAACCACUGACUCACUUGCUCACGAGUCACGAGGCUUGCUUCCGGCUGUGCUCAGAUGACGUCUUUUCGGCUGAAAAGAUUGCAAGCCAAGAAACCGUCGCCAGACCGCCAAGUGAGGCUGGCCACCUCUGGCUUUUGCAAGCGCGAGGCUGGCGCUGGCAGAAGUGGCUCUUGUUGCGCUGCCCUCAUCGUGGCACACCAGCACGCCCUCGCGGGCGCAUUCUUCAUUCGCCGCCCUUGCGCUCGGCUACUCUCUGCCCCGCCAAAUAUUUCCCACCAUCCCCAGACUUUGCUGUCUUCAAGAGUGACACUGCGCCCAACCACCCUUCUCCUUUCGUCUCUUACCUUGUUGGACACACAGCCAAUAAUCCAGCGACGACUACUCUUUGACAGCCGUAAAUCGGGGUUCCGUACAGCGACCACGAUCUCUCUGCCCGCACAACGCUCCACCCAACAUAACCAAGCGGUCGUUUUUUGCCUCGAAUUUAACAUCACCGACAACUACCAGCGACAACAAACAUGAGUGGCGACCUGCAAUCCACUGGCCGCGGCGGCGCUGGCAACAUUGGCGACGCGACC